This is a messenger RNA of Ruditapes philippinarum (Manila clam), 2257 nucleotides long. RefSeq lists its product as uncharacterized. The record is from RefSeq and is a predicted model, not a curated record. NCBI's taxonomy places the organism in Eukaryota, Metazoa, Mollusca, Bivalvia, Venerida, Veneridae. The transcript has a single exon. Bases 836 to 2059 code for a protein of 407 amino acids.
AACGUAUAUGGUACACCCUGAUGAUAUGAUUAAGUCUACUUUAGGUAAGUCGACUUGUUAUGAUAACAAAAGAAAAUGAACUGUACCGGUUGUCUACGUAAGCUUAUCUUUCUGACAUAAGUUAAUGCAACAUUAUUUUAAAAUAUGCCAUGCCGACGUAUGCUAUGUCAGCUUAUCCACAUAAUUUGUACAUCCUUCUUCCCUGACUUACCUAGUUCUUAUAAGCAUGUUGAUAAAAUCUUUUUAUCUCAUUCCUAGAUAAAUAUUUUUGUCAAAAAGAAAUAAGUCGACUUAACGUGAUAGUCGAGCAUCUGGAAUAUAUAUUUCCCCUGCUUGAACAUUUAUUUACAGCUUUGCGUCAUUACCUACGACGACAAAAAAAAACUGCUUUUUAUAAUGCUUCUUACCCCCAUAGGAUACUUACCGUCUGGCAAAACGGAAGGUAUGAACCGUAUACAGGUACUAAAUUCUUAAUUAAUCUAUAUUUUUAUUCCAAAUGUUUUGUUUUUUUGUAUUUGUCAAUCUUUUUAUGUUGCAUUAUUAUCCUCUACACAAUGUAUAGAAAGUAUUGUUAUUGAGAAAAAAGCAACGUUUAUUUGAUCAUAAUUGUUAAUACUUGAAUAAAUUACCAGAAUGGUUGUAAGUGCACAGACAGUCGGCUCCUACUUUAUAGUUCUGACAGAUUAGACCACCACUUGAAUGUAACAAUGAGACAUGGGAAACAACAGGCGUGGGCUUAAUCUUAAACUGCUACCAAUUGCUAAUUUUUAAUGAACUUUCAGGCAUUCUGUUUUGAUAAUAUAAGCAUCCCUGAAUAAUAUGUCUUCUGUUUUAUAUGCAGGUAUGCCUUUUCUUGGCAUUGGCGCUAUUCGAAUCGACUGAAGCGGUUCUUCAAAAUGGACAGAGAGAUGCAUUGAUUUCUUUUUAUCAUCGACAAGGUUAUUCCCAUUUAGACAUAUGUGGAUUCUUAUUAUUGGUGCACAAUACUGUUGUCAGCUUAAGUCAAAUGAAGCGGAUACUCAGAAGGUUAGGACUGAAAAGACGCGGUGCUUCUUCUCCUUUACGAGAUGUAAUACGCGAGAUUCGAGCAGUAUAUAACAGAGGAUUUGCUGACUGUGGUUAUAAAACAAUAUGGAAAAUAGUAAACACAACAACAAAUGUUAAAGUUACACAAGAAACAACAAGACUUGUCUUAAAGGCUAUUGAUCCUGUAGGUGUUACUUUGAGAUCUGCACAUCGCUUACGUCGCCGAACUUAUAUCAAUAAAGGUCCAAACUUUGCUAUACACAUUGAUGGCUACGAUAAGCUGAAACCUUUUGGCGUCGCUAUUCACGGAGCCAUUGAUGGAUUUUCUAGAUAUAUUUUAUGGUUAGAAGCAUGCCACUCAAAUAAUGACCCCCGAAUAAUCGCUGGCUUCUUUGUCAAUUUCCUUAAACGUACAGGUCGCGUUCCGCGUCUUACAUGUAUACGUUCUGAUGCAGGGACUGAAAACGUGACUGUACGUGAUUUACAGACAGCAUUAAGGUAUGACGAUGGAGAUAACAUGUCUGGAAUAAACAGUUUUAUCACUGGAAGGUCAACAGCUAACCAAAGGAUCGAACGUUUCUGCGUCAAUUUAAGACAUGGUUUCGCAGUGUCUUGGAGGAACUAUUUCAAAGAUAUGGUCGAACGUGGUUUGCAUUUAGAGUGUUUAAGAUAUUGCUUCUUACCAUUAAUUCAACGUGACUUAGACAGCUUUACGCGAAUAUGGAACUUGCAUCGAAUUCGACAGCAAAGGCACACGGAAGUACCAAGUGGUAUACCGACUGUGAUGUACUACCAGCCAGAAGCAUAUGAAACGCGAGAUUAUUCAUAUCCUCUCCCUUGUGAUAUGCAAACAAUUAAUUGUUUGCAAGAGAUAUAUACUGUAAGGAAACCUCAGUUUGGAUGUUCAGAUGAAUUUAUCCCGAUUCUGGAAUAUGUGUGUGAAAUCCCGAGACAAGAGCUGCCUGUUCCAAAAACAGUUCAAAGUGCCACUUCUCUGUUUCAAGCCUUGACCGAAAAACUAGAUGACUAUUAAUAACUUGACACUUGACUUUGGAAAAUCCAAUAUAUUUAACGCUUUCGCCUUGUACAGCAAGUGCUAAAUGCCAUUGCCUGGAAGUUGGAAACUGUAUAAAGUCGUCCUUUGUUUCACUUCAGUGUACAAAAUGUAUUAAUGAUUAUGGUCAUUCUUGGACCUUAAAUUGUCUGAAAACAUUAAUAUUAAAGCCUUGCA